Molecule: messenger RNA, 1941 nt
Organism: Panicum virgatum (switchgrass)
Lineage: Eukaryota; Viridiplantae; Streptophyta; Magnoliopsida; Poales; Poaceae
Product: protein trichome birefringence-like 24
Exons: 4
Coding region: 126-1502 (458 amino acids)
Cellular component (GO): Golgi apparatus
Molecular function (GO): O-acetyltransferase activity
Source: RefSeq, a predicted model, not a curated record
AUUGCCAACCACCUCCACCGUCACCGCCGAGAGACGUGGCCCCGACACAACAGAGGUGCCAGCCAGUCCCUCCCUGGUGUCUGUUGCCCGCCGGCUCCGCGAUCACUUGGGUGUGGAGGAGAGGGAUGGGGAUGGAGUGGCCGCCUGCGCCGACGCCGGCGCUGCAGCUGCAGAGGAAGGCGGCGGCGGUCGGCGGGUCGGCGCUGAAGCUGCUGCUGUUCGUGAUCCUCGCGGGCCUCGCGCUCCGGCUGCUCGCCGGCCCCGCGGCCUACCUCCUGCCGCCCACCGCCGCGCCGGACGGGGCCGCGCGCCUCGUGGCGGCGCCGGGGAUUGGAAGAACCGGCGGCGGCGGGACGCCUCCCUCCGAAGCGGAUGAUUUGAUUUUUGCUGUGACUGGUUCGGGACCUCUAACAGCUCCAGACAAGAAGGAAGGUUCCCCAGGAAAAAAUUGUAAUCUUUUCCAUGGCGAGUGGGUUCCACAUUUAUCAGGGCCAGCUUAUACGAAUGCAAGCUGCCGAUUCAUUGAAUCUCCUCAGAACUGUAUGACAAAUGGAAGGCCUGACUCUGAUUAUCUCUAUUGGAGAUGGAAGCCAUAUGGUUGUGACAUACCACUGUUUGACAGCAAGGAGUUUUUGGAUGGCAUGCGGGGGAAGCAUUGGGCACUUAUUGGUGAUUCAAUCCUUCGCAAUCACAUGCAAUCAUUGCUUUGUCUUGUUUCUAAGGUCGAAGAUGCUACUGUGGUCUACCAUGACAGUACAUUCAAAUCCAGAAGAUGGCACUUUCCCUCACACAACUUCACGGUAUCUCUUAUCUGGGCACCGUUCCUUGUCAAGGCCAAAAUAUUUGAGGAUGACGAUGGAGUUUCAACUGCUGAUCUUCAGCUGCACCUUGAUGUUCUCGAGACAAACUGGGCUAGUCAGUGGGAGAGCUUUGACUACGUCGUGAUAUCCACAGGCCAGUGGUUCUUAAAAACUGCAGUCUACUGGGAGAAUGGAGCUGAGAUUGGCUGCCACUCCUGCAAGAACAAAAACCUGAAAGAGAUGGCCCCAGAGUACUCCUUCCGCAAGGCACUCAGCGCAGCCUUCCGGUUCAUCGUAUCCUCACCUCACAAGCCAGUGGUCUUCUACAGGACAUGGACGCCUUCACAUUUCGAGCACGGCGAGUGGUUCAGUGGUGGGACUUGUAACAGGACGUCACCAUUCAAGCCAGGGGAGGCUGGCGACAGGGAAUCGGACAAUAAGAUGUGGAAGAUCGAGAGAGAAGAGUUUGACAAGGCGGUGGCGAACAAAGGGCCUAAUGGCAGUGCUGACUGUCUGAAACUGCUCGACACAUUUGAGCUCUCGCUGCUGCGGCCUGAUGGACACCCUGGGCCUUACAGAACAUACCAUCCUUAUGAGAAAGGGAUGACUGCCAAAGUCCAAAAUGACUGUCUGCACUGGUGCUUGCCUGGCCCUAUCGAUGCGGGGAACGACAUCAUCAUGCAGAUGCUGGCGAAGGACUGAAACUUCCUCAGGUGGCACCUAACCGUGCCAUCUGAUUUCAACACCGAUGUCGGUUCAUGCCGCCUCGUCAUACAUAUGUGCUCUGCUGCUCCAAUUCGCAAAUUCCAGGAGCCUAUGUAGCAUGGUUGUUCUUGAAGCAAUCUUUCACCGUAGAGGGUUUAUUAGCUGUUAGGGUGUGAUGGAAAAGAGGGUAUAAUACGACUGUUGGUCGUAUUAUACCAUGAUAGACUGGGAAAGGUGCGCCUAUUAUCUGUGCUCUGUAGCGCGUGAUAUUCUGUAGCGAAUGUACGCAUCUAAAACUUUAGUCUGCAAAGGCAUACAGUGGUGAACUGAACAAGUUUUCCCGUUGCCAUACAGCUGGAGUACAUAAUAAUAUGAUAAUAUGUAAACAGUAACAGUUAUUCGAAGCUGACUAUGGUUGUAUACUUUUAGAUGUUCA